UUUCUCAAGUUCUUACAGAAGAGUCACACCGUCUCACAUUCCUGUCUGUCGCUCCAGGGACUCAGAUCUCUCCAUAUGGAUUUCUUUAACUUUAGGCUGCCUUUGCUUAUUUUGGCUGCUCUUGGAUGCUAUUCCGAGGGCAGUCCGCUUCUCAAUAACAAAAUCAACGGCGUUAUAGGUAAAUAUGUGACCUUCAAGACAACAGUCAUCUUAACACCGAAUUUUGUAACCGUAACAUGGAAUUUCAACGAUGGUUCAAAAAUUGCACCGAUAAUUACGAGCAUUGUGCCAUCAAACACCGACAACGUUGAUGAGAAAUACGCCGGCAGAAUCAGCUACAAUAAGACGACGUUCGAGCUUCAGCUUGGGCCACUGGUGAAGGAGGAUGGAGGGGAAUAUACUCUCACUAUAGUCACUGACAAGGGACAGCAACUGACCGGACAGGUUGAUCUUGAGGUUCUUGAACCCGUAACUGACGUCAUGAUUUUGUCCAAUCCGCCUGAAGCUGUUGAGUUUAACAGCACCGUGAAUCUUACCUGCUCUGCCAAAGGCUCCUUUACCUACAAGUGGAUGAACGGUUCAGUUCCUUUGGUGGUGGAUGGCACACACAUAAAACUAAACCAAGUCGGCAAUGUGCUAACUAUUGCAGAAGUUCGCCGUACAGAUCUGCGAGGACCCAUUUUUUGCAUUGCAGAAAACCCGCUGGAGUCAGGGAGGAGCGCUGCCUUCAAUCUCACCGUGAGCUAUGGCCCAGAGAAAGUCAACAUGACACAAACUCCAACAGAUUCAUUCCUUAAGAAAGGCUCCAACUUAACCUUUUCAUGCUUAGCCCAGUCUGACCCUCCCGCACAGCUCCUUUGGAAGUUUAAUGGUGAGGAGCUACCUCAGAAGACCACGGCUAGCCUUACCCUCACCAAUGUACAGGAAAUAAACAGUGGAAACUAUAGCUGUGUGGCCUACAACAUGAAGACCAAGCGCUACGUUUCCUCGCAGAUCACUGUGGUGUCUGUUCUGGAGGCCUUAUCUGGAACAAAUAUCUCCAGCUCCUCAUCAGUUCUCAUUGAUGGCUACAGUACAGUCAACAUCACCUGCUCGGCAGCGGCUGGAAAAGCCGAAAGCGUGGAAUGGCUGAAGGGCGACAAACCUCUGACCCCUAGUGAACGUGUCAUUCUCUCAGCUGACAAGAAAACUCUGACCAUCGUUAAAGUUGUUAAAGAGGAUGCCGGUGACUACAAGUGCCAACUGAAGAACAAAGUCAACAAAGAUGAAAGCACCUAUAAGAUGGUGAUCAACUAUGGUCCACUGAACGUGAAAGUUGAAGGGAAGAAUGCAGUGAAGUUUGAAGAACCUGCAAAAUUACUCUGCUUUGCAGACUCUGUUCCUAUCAGUAAAUACUCAUGGAAACUCAACGGUACAGUGAUGAACAUCAGCCAGGCAGAAAUUAAUAUUGAAAAGGCCAAAGUCACGGACAGUGGCAUCUACACCUGUGAGGCGUUCAACCCCAUCACGGGAAAAACAGAAACAAAGACACACAAACUUGCAGUCACAGAGGUUGGUGCUGUAGACGAGGGCCUGUCUGGUGGAGCGAUUGCUGGGAUUGUAAUUGGCGUGCUUGUGGCCGUGAUAAUCAUCGCUUGUAUUAUAAAGCGCAAGAAAAAAGCAAACUCAGACAUUCCAUCUCCAUAUUAAGGCGAGACCUGGCGGUGAGGUGACCCGAACAUAUCUUCAAGACCAACCCUUCAGCCAUUUAUCAGUCUUUUUUAUCUGCAAAAGCCUUCUAUCAAGGCAACUGGAAAAACUGCCCUCACAAGUGACUUAAACCUAAAGGUUUGGUCCUUUCAGGAGCUCAACGUGUUUUUAAAUGUCCAUUGUUUUCCUGUUUAUCCUGUGCAAACGUACCCCAAUCUUAAGGACACGAUAGAGGUCGAUGGCGAGACUGUUUACCUUUAUCUGCGUCUCUUCCUUCCCUUGGCUGAAGUGGACAGCUUCUUUUGUUCCUCAAGAAACAUGAUACAGCCUCCAUCACCCUCUCAAUCCUGACCCUAAAGCGCCAGGUCUUGGCUUGACGUCUAGGAGGUCAGUUUGAAAGAGCUCUGUUUUGGGUAACGAAAUCCAGCCUGAAAUGCACUGAGGGGUGACGAGACCGCCGCGUGUUUGAGAUCUCAACGCACCCACAAGGCACUGAAACACCGAGAUUUUAAGACCUGUUCAACAUGCAUGGAAGUCCCAAGGCAAUGAAGAUAUGCUGGGCCGACUUGACGUUGAGCUGUCGACGGAAGGUCAUUCGUGGCAAAGCAUGCCUUGGAUGUUAGAUGCAGGCUUUAAGCCAUGUUUUGCUACACUUUUUGUUUUGUUUUGUUUUUUUUAAACCCCUCAUCUCUUCCUGUGUCUCUUAGUGAGCCAUGCACAUUGUAUUUUAAGAGUAAGGCAAGAUCUAACAUGCUUGAACUGAGAAGUGGGAGGGAAAAAAAUGCAUUUCUGUGGACAACGACAUACCACAGUUUUGCAGUGAAAUUGCUACUCUGUCCUUGGGCGUCCCCACAACGAUUCGUCCUGCUGUAAUCAGGAUUCCAUUGGAUUUGUGUUCUAAAACAGGCUUGUUUUCAAAAUCACCUUGAGCUGACACAAACAUAUCUGAAGUUUAAAACUAAAAAGUGUUGAUUAUUGUGUUCCAGUAUGUGAGAAAAUGUUUUGUUUUCUUCUUAUCAACAGAUAUCCAAACCUGAUUCCUUCUAUUUGUUUAGUUUUCCUCUUCAACCAAAGUAAUGAUCUUGAUGAUCUUGUAUAGUGAUCUGUUUUGAUGAUGCUCAUAUCUCUUUAGAUAGAGAUGUAUCUGUGAAGCUUGUCUUCAUAUGUUUGUUUGUAUACAUGGGCGAAGCAGCCAUUAUACCUGGUAUUUCAUUUUUAGAGAUUAAUCCCCUCAUUUUUUGGAAAUAAUCUUUAUUUUAAGAGUUACGAUCACCAAAAAAAAGCCUCUGCUCCCAUAUGGCAUAUAUAUAUAUAUAUAUAUAUAUAUAUAUAUACAUAUAAUUUGUUAAAACUGCAUAUAUAUAUAUAUAUUUAUAUAUAUAUAUAUGUGUGUGUGUAUAUUUAUUUAUUUUUAUGUUUUUCAAUAUAGACUAAAAAUUACAUUGCUAGUAUAUAUGUGUGUGUGUAUAUGUGUGUAUAUAUAUAUACAGACACAACACACAUAUAUAUAUAUAUAUAUAUAAUAUAUAUACAUACAUACACACAUACAUACACACACACACACACACACACACACACACACAAAUAUAUUGCAAAUAUAUAUUUAAACUGUAUUUCAAAAUGGACAAAUUUAAUGGCUAAUAAGUUUAUAUGAAUGUAUUUUUGAGAAGUUACUUUUAGCUCUUUAUAUUUCAGGGGCAUUUUUUGUGUAUAUUUUCUAAAAUAUAGCAUAUGUAUUGUUCAAAAAAAAAAAAAAAAAAAUAUAUAUAUAUAUAUAUAAACUGUAUAAGUAAAGUGUAUUUCAUUAAGAUUCUGUAUAUAUUGCCAUAUGGGUUGACUGAGCAAAAACAAAUGUCUAACGCCCGCUUCAGCAAGGACUACUGGGUAAAAUUAUGUAAUAUUCAUGAGCUAAUCUGAUACCGUCUUUAUAUAUAUAUAUGUAUGUGCAAAUGGGCAGCAAAAACACACUAACACAUUUAUUAAAAUAUAUUUGUACUCCCUUUUAGCAUUAAAACACCCAAAUAUCUUAAAAUGCUGAGCUUUAUAACUCCUUGCAAACCUGUAGACAGUUUUAUCUCAAGCGGCCUGAGUGUGUUUUUAGUGGUCUGGGCUGUUUGCGUGCAGAGAACAGUAAUCAUAUGAGUCUGGCCACAGAUACACUGAAUUAACGGUUAGUUUGUACUGUACCACUCUGUGGAGACACAGACAUCCUUGAGUCAUCAUUUGACAGGGAUUAGAUUGAAACGUCUUAUCCAUGUGUACUUUGUAAUAGUUUAUAUUAGGUGUUGUGUUGAAUGUGAAAUGUUUUUUGUAUAGGAUAGAUAGAAUUUCAAAUGUAAUUGGAUAAUGUCAAGUUUAAAAUGAAAAUGGCACAAUACAUUUUGUUCAGUAUAUUAAAGUUAUUUGAACAGUCACAAAACAACAUCAUUGGUUAAAUGUUCUCAGGUUGUUUACAAGGUGUUUAUAUUCUCUCAAAGUGCAGUGCAGUCAUGUUUUAUAUUCUCAGUGUUUCUUUUAAUAUAAUUUAUUUUCAGAUGUUUUGCUUUUUUUGUAACUGUUGUAUGUUGUGUGUUAAAGAAUGUUGGAACUUCCCCA
Molecule: messenger RNA, 4284 nt
Organism: Labeo rohita (rohu)
Lineage: Eukaryota; Metazoa; Chordata; Actinopteri; Cypriniformes; Cyprinidae
Product: carcinoembryonic antigen-related cell adhesion molecule 5
Exons: 10
Coding region: 76-1689 (537 amino acids)
Source: RefSeq, a predicted model, not a curated record